Messenger RNA from Marmota flaviventris (yellow-bellied marmot), 2016 nucleotides. It is a transcript of the gene Jrkl, whose product is annotated as JRK like. NCBI's taxonomy places the organism in Eukaryota, Metazoa, Chordata, Mammalia, Rodentia, Sciuridae. Gene Ontology annotation, cellular component: nucleus. Gene Ontology annotation, molecular function: DNA binding. The record is from RefSeq and is a predicted model, not a curated record.
CCGGGGGAGGAGCGGCCACUGCGCGGCACUCAGGGAGCUGUGCGGGGUUCUGGUUGCAACUGAGCUAAACCCAGGCAGGGCUACCAAGUUUCUCAGAAGGUUAAAAGGUCCAGAGUUUAAGACUUCGUUAAAGUGAGUCAAGAGAAGGAAGGAUUUUGUGGACUACUACAGUGUGAGUGCGGGGUGAGUCCUAGAGUCUCACUAUGUCAGGGAAACGGAAGCGAGUGGUGUUGACUAUUAAAGAUAAGCUUGAUAUAAUAAAGAAACUUGAAGAUGGAGGUUCUUCCAAGCAACUGGCAGUGAUUUAUGGAAUUGGCGAAACAACAGUUCGGGAUAUAAGGAAAAAUAAGGAAAAGAUUAUAACUUAUGCAAGCAGUUCUGAUUCCACAAGUCUUUUGGCCAAGAGGAAAUCUAUGAAGCCAUCCAUGUAUGAGGAACUGGACAGAGCAAUGCUGGAAUGGUUCAACCAGCAGAGAGCUAGAGGGAAUCCCAUAUCUGGACCAAUCUGUGCAAAAAGGGCUGAGUUCUUCUUUUAUGCUUUGGGAAUGGAUGGUGAUUUUAACCCCUCUGCUGGUUGGUUAACUCGUUUUAAGCAACGGCACAGCAUUAGAGAGAUUAACAUUAGAAAUGAAAGAUUAAAUGGAGAUGAGACUGCUGUGGAAGAUUUUUGUAAUAGUUUUCGAGAUUUUAUUGAGCAAGAGAAUUUGCACCCUGAACAGAUCUACAAUGCGGAUGAAACUGGACUUUUUUGGAAGUGCUUACCUUCUAGGACUUCAGUAGUCAAAGGUAAAUGCACUAUCCCUGGACACAAGUCAGUUGAAGAAAGAGUCACUAUCAUGUGUUGUGCCAAUGCAACAGGUUUACACAAACUUAAACUCUGUGUUGUGGGCAAAGCAAAGAAACCUCGCUCUUUCAAAUCAACUGACACUUUAAACCUCCCAGUCUCUUAUUUCAGCCAAAAAGGUGCAUGGAUGGAUCUUUCCAUUUUCCGACAAUGGUUUGAUAAGAUUUUUGUGCCACAGGUUCGAGAGUACUUAAGAUCUAAAGGCUUGCAAGAAAAGGCUGUGCUAUUAUUGGAUAACUCACCAACACAUCCAAAUGAAAAUGUCUUAAGAUCAGAUGAUGGCCAAAUAUUUGCCAAAUAUCUGCCACCUAAUGUGGCUUCAUUGAUUCAGCCCUUGGAUCAGGGAGUUAUAGCAGCAAUGAAGAGAAACUAUCGUGCUGGUCUUCUCCAAAACAACUUGGAAGAAGGAAAUGACCUGAAGUCAUUCUGGAAGAAACUAACUCUGCUUGAUGCACUUUAUGAAAUAUCAAUGGCGUGGAACUUAAUAAAACCAGUAUCCAUUAGCAGAGCUUGGAAACAGAUUCUUCCUCAUGUAGAAGAGAAAGAAGGCUUGGAUUUUGAUGAAGAAGAUAUUUCUGUGGGUACUGUGGCCACCAUUUUGCAGCAUACCAAAGGAUUGGAAAAUGUGACUACUGAGAAUAUUGAAAAAUGGCUUGAAAUAGACAGUACUGAACCAGGCUAUGAAGUAUUAACUGACAGUGAAAUCAUCAGAAGAGCACAAGGUCAGACAGAUGAAUCCAGUGAAAACGAGGAAGAAGAAAUAGAACUAAUUCCAGAGAAACAUAUAAAUCAUGCAGCUGCUCUUCAAUGGACUGAAAGUUUAUUGGAUUAUCUAGAACAACAGGGUGAUAUGAUUCUACCUGAUAGACUGGUAAUACGUAAACUUCGAGCCACCAUCAGAAAUAAACAGAAGAUGACAAAUUCUAGCCAAUAAUGACAUUUAAUUUUUAUCAUUGUUUAAUAAUUGUAUUUGUGAGCAUACCCCUUUUGCAACAUGGCUUAAUUUUCUUUAUGUUCUGAAUUCUCAGGCAUAGUCUUAUGAAAUACAGAUAGAAAAACAUCUGUCCAAGUAUGGUGACACAAACCUAUAAUCCUAACUGCUUGGGAUGCUGAGGCAGAAGGAUUGCAGGUUUGAGGUCAGCCUUAGCAAUUUAGUGAGACCCUGUUUCAAA